This is a messenger RNA of Phyllostomus hastatus (greater spear-nosed bat), 543 nucleotides long. It is a transcript of the gene CENPW, whose product is annotated as centromere protein W. Gene Ontology annotation, cellular component: kinetochore; nucleoplasm. The coding region runs from base 156 to 422 and encodes 88 amino acids. Gene Ontology annotation, molecular function: protein heterodimerization activity; DNA binding. The record is from RefSeq and is a predicted model, not a curated record. NCBI's taxonomy places the organism in Eukaryota, Metazoa, Chordata, Mammalia, Chiroptera, Phyllostomidae. The transcript has 3 exons. Gene Ontology annotation, biological process: mitotic cell cycle; chromosome segregation; kinetochore assembly.
CUCCGUUGGCGGCUGAUUCAAACCUUCAGGCUGGGUUCUCGGCUCUGAAUUAGCGUCGGAACGACGGGUUUGUUUCCGCUCUCGCAGUGGAGGAAAGCUUCUCUGUGGUGCUCGGAGGACCUUGGCAGCGGAGGCGUCUGGUGCAGGGGGAGAGGAUGGCGCUCUCUACCACAAUAUCUCAGAGUAAACGCAUAAAGCGGAAGGCUCCCCGCGGCUUCCUUAAGCGCAUUUUCAAGCGACAGAAGCCUCACCUUCGUCUAGAGUCAAGUUGUGACUUACUGGUGCAUCUGAACUGUUUACUGUUUAUUCGACGAUUAGCAGAAGAGUCCAGGGCAAAUGCUUGUAAGAAUAAGUGUGGAAUCAUUAAAGACCAGCAUGUACUGGCUGCCGGAAAGGUUAUUCUAAAGAAGAGUAGAGGUUAGAAGUCAAGGAACACACUUUUGAAAUUAUGUAAUGUAUUUUUAUUUUAGUUGGUAACAGAUCAUGAAAGCACUUUUUACAUGUCAGUUAAUAUUGUGUAUUAUUAAAAUAUUGGCUGCUUGA